This is a messenger RNA of Naumovozyma dairenensis CBS 421, 585 nucleotides long. RefSeq names its product Moh1p (gene MOH1). The transcript has a single exon. The record is from RefSeq and is a predicted model, not a curated record. Gene Ontology annotation, cellular component: ubiquitin ligase complex. Bases 1 to 585 code for a protein of 194 amino acids. Lineage: Eukaryota; Fungi; Ascomycota; Saccharomycetes; Saccharomycetales; Saccharomycetaceae.
AUGGGAAUAUAUUCUCCAAAAUAUAUAGAACAAACAUCAAAUAGGUUCAAUAACAUCCCAUCAUUUGAUUUCAACCUUCAACAAGACUUCUUUUCAAGAAAUAGUAAUAGUACAAAUACCAACGGAUCAAGAAGAAACAAUGCUACCACUACUACAAAUAAAGUUAUGAAAAGUCAAGUUUAUCUCUACUACUAUUAUUAUUAUCAUCAUAUUCAUCAAAAUAGAAAUAAUAAUAAUAACAAUAUCAAUGAGGAUUUCGAUAUCAAAAUGACCGAGAAAAAACCUGGUAUCACCUACGCAUGUAAACAUUGUAAGAUGCAUUUAUCAUCAUCAAAUGAAAUUAUGUCAAAAGAUUAUAGAGGAAGAUUAGGUAACGCUUAUUUGAUUAAUAAAGUUAUAAAUAUCAUUGAAGGGACCAUUAGAACAAAACCAAUGGCAACGGGGAUUUAUAAAAUUUGUGAUAUUGAAUGUCAAAUGUGUCAAAAAGUUCUAGGUUGGAAAUAUUUGAAAAGUGAUUCAAAGGAUCAAAAAUUUAAAGAAAAUAAAUAUCUUUUGGAAUUAGAAACUAUUAGUAAAUAUGCUUGA